GCAAUCACAUUUUUAGUAAGAAACCCGUGUUAAACUAUAUAAAACAUUUUCGCGGUGUGCUCGCCCUUUGUGAUAAUGUCGGCAGAAUAUGAAGGGAGACCUAGAGACAAUGGCCCCGAGGGCAUGGAGCCAGAUGGAGUCAUUGAAAGUAACUGGCAUGAGAUCGUGGACAGCUUUGAUGACAUGAACCUGCGUGAGACUCUUCUCAGGGGAAUCUAUGCUUAUGGUUUUGAGAAGCCCUCAGCCAUCCAGCAAAGGGCUAUUCUCCCUUGUAUCAAGGGAUAUGAUGUCAUUGCACAGGCUCAGUCGGGCACAGGCAAGACUGCCACCUUUGCCAUCUCUAUCCUGCAGCAGAUUGACAUAGAGCUAAAAGGUUCUCAGGCCUUGGUUCUGGCACCCACCCGUGAAUUGGCUCAGCAGAUCCAGAAAGUGAUUCUGGCUCUUGGAGACUAUAUGGGUGCGACGUGCCAUGCCUGCAUCGGUGGGACCAAUGUGCGCAACGAGGUCCAGAAGCUGCAGGCUGAGGCACCGCAUAUUGUAGUGGGAACCCCAGGUCGCGUCUACGACAUGCUUAAUCGAAAGUUCCUCUCUUCCAAGUACAUUAAAAUGUUUGUGCUGGAUGAAGCGGAUGAGAUGCUGAGUCGUGGUUUCAAGGACCAGAUCUACGAGAUUUUCCAGAAACUCAGUACUAGCAUACAGGUGGUGCUGCUGUCAGCCACCAUGCCUGCGGAGGUGUUGGAUGUCACUACCAAGUUUAUGCGAGAACCAGUGCGUAUCCUGGUGAAGAAAGAGGAGCUCACCCUCGAGGGUAUUCGUCAGUUCUACAUCAACGUUGAAAAAGAGGAAUGGAAGCUGGACACUCUGUGUGAUCUCUACGAGACUCUGACCAUCACUCAGGCAGUGAUCUUCAUUAACACGCGCCGGAAAGUAGACUGGCUCACAGAGAAGAUGCAUGCCAGGGACUUCACUGUCUCAGCUCUGCAUGGAGACAUGGACCAAAAGGACCGUGACCUGAUUAUGAGGGAGUUUCGCUCUGGUUCUAGCCGUGUCCUUAUUACCACAGAUCUGCUGGCCAGAGGUAUUGAUGUCCAGCAGGUGUCUUUGGUGAUCAACUAUGACUUGCCAACCAACCGUGAGAAUUACAUUCAUAGGAUUGGUAGAGGAGGUCGCUUUGGCAGGAAAGGUGUAGCCAUAAACAUGGUGACAGAAGAUGACAAGCGUACUCUGCGGGACAUCGAGACCUUCUACAACACCACCGUAGAAGAGAUGCCCAUGAAUGUGGCUGACUUGAUCUAGAGAUUUAUUUGACCUGAUCUAGAGACACCCCCUUCUCCCCAUCUCCACAAUCUCUCUCUCUUUAUUUUCUAGUUUAAGCACUUGUGAAUGGAGCAGGGAACAUGAAACACAGUCACAAAUUAAUUAUUAAAUGUUGCCCGAAACUGAUCAAAUCUGAUAAAUCUCAAAGGCUGAAUGUACAUCACUUUAUCUCCAUCAACUUUCGUAAUAAACAUUGAAAUAUGGGCUCAGCCAUCUUCUCUUACGGAGAAGAGUAGCAUGUUCUGUCACUUUGCUUUCAAUUAGUCAUCCUGGGGUUUUUUUAUUUUAUUUUAUUAUUUUAGCUGGUAAUCAUCAGAUGUUUUUGGAGGGGUAAUUAGACUACAGUUACUGGUUUCCAGCUUUUGUGCGUUGACAUGUUUCUUUGAGCACACCUCAUGCUGAUGGAUGUAUUUGGGCCAUGUGGUAAAAGUGUGCUAGCUUUUAAUCUGACAUGAAAAGCAUAGGAUUUGAUUCGUUUUGUUGGGUUUUUUUUCAGAUUAAACUACUUGUUGCUGUACUGUUUGCUGUAAAACUGUGCCAGACCUAUUUAAUCACCCUUAAACAAUGUAAGAAUUGAGAUAUAUGGAAGUUCUUACAAAGGAAUUUCUGAAGGUGGUGCAAAAUCUGAUGGAGGAAAAAAAAAAAACAUUUUUUCAAAAUCUUUUUCCUUUUUUUACAUUUAAGUUAUUUUGCAUUUGUUUUUUGGAGGAGGGGGUCAAUUUCAAUAAAGCUACAGCCUAACCUGUCAAA
This is a messenger RNA of Puntigrus tetrazona (Sumatra barb), 2067 nucleotides long. It is a transcript of the gene eif4a1b, whose product is annotated as eukaryotic translation initiation factor 4A1B. Gene Ontology annotation, cellular component: cytoplasmic stress granule. Gene Ontology annotation, molecular function: translation initiation factor activity; ATP binding; RNA helicase activity. The transcript is spliced from 11 exons. NCBI's taxonomy places the organism in Eukaryota, Metazoa, Chordata, Actinopteri, Cypriniformes, Cyprinidae. The record is from RefSeq and is a predicted model, not a curated record. Bases 76 to 1296 code for a protein of 406 amino acids. Gene Ontology annotation, biological process: cytoplasmic translational initiation.